AUGGCAUCCCAAGCUGCUGCUCUUCCAUCAAUCGCCACCCCGGCCGCUGCGCCGGCUGCCAGCCAGGAAUCCAAGCCCAAGCCCUGCUGCGUAUGCAAGGACGAGAAGGCCAAGCGUGACGAGUGCAUGCUCUUCUCCAACGCCGCCGACCCGUCCAAGGACUGCCUGUCCACGAUCGACCAGUACCGAGCUUGCAUGAAGGGAUUCGGCUUCACUGUAUAA
Molecule: messenger RNA, 222 nt
Organism: Colletotrichum phormii
Lineage: Eukaryota; Fungi; Ascomycota; Sordariomycetes; Glomerellales; Glomerellaceae
Product: cysteine alpha-hairpin motif superfamily
Exons: 3
Coding region: 1-222 (73 amino acids)
Biological process (GO): mitochondrial respiratory chain complex IV assembly
Cellular component (GO): mitochondrial intermembrane space
Molecular function (GO): copper chaperone activity; copper ion binding
Source: RefSeq, a predicted model, not a curated record